Cryptomeria japonica (Japanese cedar) is the source of this 1836-nucleotide messenger RNA. RefSeq names its product mitogen-activated protein kinase homolog NTF3. NCBI's taxonomy places the organism in Eukaryota, Viridiplantae, Streptophyta, Pinopsida, Cupressales, Cupressaceae. Gene Ontology annotation, molecular function: MAP kinase activity; ATP binding. The record is from RefSeq and is a predicted model, not a curated record. Bases 490 to 1596 code for a protein of 368 amino acids. Gene Ontology annotation, cellular component: nucleus; cytoplasm. Gene Ontology annotation, biological process: intracellular signal transduction; protein phosphorylation. The transcript is spliced from 3 exons.
UACAGUGCUUUAAAAUAAUUAUGGCACCUCUCAUAAGACCCUGCCCCGAAACAACAUAUACAUCCAAGAAAAAAAAUGCCAUACACGAGGAAAGAGCAGAAGAGUUUACAAACAUGCUUCGAGUAAAAAGCUAAACGAAACCCCCAAAGAACAUGGAUGGGCACCCAUCUCAACCCCUUUCAUUUCCUGCCACUUCCAUUACAGUACAGCACAGCACGGCACAGCCCAGCGAAUGAUUUCCAUUCUCGGGCAUCAGGUUUGUUGGAUACACGCAAUUCAUAUCUAACAUGUUAUUUCCUGCUAUCCACAUGAGGUGGACUGUACACUGUGUCACAUCGCUCGCUUUUUAAGACAAUCUGAAAACAUUUCGCUUGUUUUGAGGGUCAAUUUUUCAAUUGCAUUUGUCAACCCAAUACACUUGAAUUUGAUCUUUCAGACAUAUUGGCAGAUAUUUGACAUUUGAGAGAAAGAUUGAGAUAAAUUAUAAGAAUGGUGAGUAAAGUGGAUUCGCCGAAGGGAAUCGCAGCAGAAGGAAAGCAUUAUUAUAACAUAUGGCAGAACAUAUUCGAGAUUGAUACCAAAUAUGUGCCAAUAAAGCCAAUUGGUAAGGGUGCAUAUGGAAUUGUUUGCUCUGCUCAAAAUAAAGAGACCAACGAGAAGAUUGCAAUUAAGAAGAUUAUCAAUGUUUUUGAGAACAGAACUGAUGCACAGAGGACUCUUAGGGAGAUCAGGUUGCUUCGUCAGAUCAGGCAUGACAAUAUUAUUGCUGUGAAGGAUAUAAUGAAACCUUCAGAGAGGUUUAAAUUCAAUGAUGUUUAUCUUGUGUUUGAGCUCAUGGAUACGGAUUUGCAUCAGAUCAUUAGGUCUACUCAACCGCUCACGGAUGACCAUUGCCAAUAUUUCAUCUACCAGUUGCUUAGAGGCCUAAAGUAUUUGCAUUCUGCAAACAUUUUGCAUAGAGACCUCAAGCCCAACAAUCUCCUGUUGAAUGCCAAUUGUGACCUUAAAAUAUGUGACUUUGGUCUUGCGAGGACAGGCCGUGAGAAAGGGCAGUUCAUGACUGAGUAUGUUGUUACUCGUUGGUACAGAGCUCCUGAAUUGCUUCUAUCUUGUGACGAGUAUGACACAUCCAUAGACAUUUGGUCUGUUGGUUGUAUCUUUGCAGAGCUGCUGGGUAGAAAGCCUAUCUUCCCUGGCAGGGACUAUCUCAAUCAGCUCACACGGAUUAUUGAUGUUCUUGGAAGCCCAGAUGAGAGUGAUCUUGAGUUCAUUCGGAGUGAAAAAGCAUACACCUACAUAAAAUCACUUCCAUUUAAGCCUCGAGCCUCCCUACAACGGUUAUAUACUUGUGCAAAUCCUGCAGCAAUCAAUCUGCUUGAUAGAAUGCUUUGUUUUGAUCCACAUAAGAGGAUUACAGUAACGGAGGCUCUUGAGCAUCCAUACUUGUCCAUGUUGCAUGAUCCUAACCUAGAGCCUUCUGCAGCAGCUCCUGUAAAUUUGUACGAUGAUGAGGAAGACUUGAGUGAAGAAGCAUUGAGAGAAAUGAUCUGGAAUGAAAUGCUGUACUAUCACCCUCAAGCUACAAAUUUAACAUAGAUAUGUUAAUAUUAAAUCAUACUCAAAUUAGAUCUCAAAAUGCAUCUGGCCCAGAUGUCGAGAGAAUAUGAGAAUUGUUGAGUGUUAAGCUAUUGAAAAAAAAAUGUUUGUGAGUUUAUAGAGUUUCUUAGAUUAUCUUGUAUCUUAUUUAUCUUGACAGAUUCUCCAUGAAAUAUAAGGAGAAAAUAUUUUUCAAAGUGCAUGUAAAUUAUUUUAACCAAUCUAUGAACCUUUGUUUAA